AUGAGCUCACCACAGGCGGAGGAGGAGAAGGAGGCUAAAACUGUCGUCACUCCAGAGCAGCCGACUACUACUACUGAGGUUGAUGCUGUGGAGAAGAGGAAGCGACAGCUUGAGAAUCUUGGUCGAUCUGGAGGUGUGUACAUUCCCCCGUUUAAAUUGGCGAGAAUGCAAGCUGAGGCAGCGAAGGAAGCGAAGGAAGCUUUUGGUCCUGAAGUCCAACGGCAGGAGUGGGAAGCAUUGAGGAAAUCCAUAAAUGGUUUAGUGAAUAAAGUAUCAGUUGGGAAUAUAAAGGACAUAGUUCGAGGGGAACUAUUCACGUUGAAUCUACUACGAGGGAAGGGGCUCUUUGCAAGAGCUAUAUUAAGAGCACAGAUGGCCUCGCCAGGGUUCACUCACGUGUAUGCGGCGUUGGUGGCAGUGGUAAAUUCCCGACUACCAGAAGUGGGAGAGCUGAUAGCGAACAGGGCUGCACUUAUGUUUCGGCGUGCAUAUGCUAGAAACGAUAAGAUAGUGUUGACGGCGGCAUGCAAGAUGUUGGCACAUCUCAUGAACCAGAAGGUUAUAUCAGAAUUCACUAUAAUGAGAGUGUGUCUGUUGUUCCUGGAGGAGCUCACUACCGAUAGUGUUGAAGUAUGUUGUCAACUACUUACGGAAUGUGGACAAGUAUUACAAGAACUUAAUAAGAAGGCUAUGAUGAUUCUAACGUCGAGGUUGAGGAAGAUACUACAUGAAGGUCAGUUGGAAAACAAGAGGGUGCAAUAUGCGAUUGAGAACUUCUUUGCUAUAUUACGGCAAAACUUCCUACCCGACCAUGUUGGGGUUGUUCCCGAGUUGGAGUUGAUCGAUGAAGAAGAUCAGUAUACACAUGAUAUUGCCAUAAGAGAUGGGGAAAUCGAUGGUGAAAAUAUUUUGAAUAUUUUCAGAGCGGAAACCCCGGCACAGUAUAAGGAGGAGGAAGGGGAGUGGAAGGCAUUUAGUAAAUCGCUGUUAGAAGGAGAGAGUAGUGAUGAGGAGGAAGGAGGCGAGAGUGAUGGAGAGUCUUCGUCGUCAUCAUCGGAGGACAGCGAAGCGGAAGAAGAGGAGGAGGAAGGACAGCAGCAAGCCAAGGCGACUCAAGAGAUUAUCGAUUACACUGAGCAAGCUACUGUUGAUCUACGACGAACAGUGUACUUGUGCAUCAUGUCGUCUGUGAACUUUGAGGAGUGCGUGCAUAAGAUUCUCAGUCUGAAUAUUAGAGAGGGGCAAGAAAAAGAGAUCUGUACGAUGUUGAUCGACUGCUGUGCGAUGGAAAGGACGUUCAAUAGCUUUUAUGCUCUUCAGGCUGAACGCCUCAGUCGUUUGGUGGAAGUUUACCGACAGAAUUUCGAGGCCAAUUUCCUGGACCAAUAUGAGACGUGUCAUCGACUCGAGACCAACAAGAUUCGUAACGUAGCGAAGUUUUAUGGUCAUCUUUUGGCGAGUGAUGCGAUAAGUUGGGAAGUAUUGAAGUGCAUUCAGUUGACUGAGGAGACCACUACUUCGGCUACACGUAUCUUUAUAAAGAAUCUUUUCCAGUAUCUCAGCGAGGUGUGGGGACUCCGUAAACUGUAUCACCGUCUGAACGAUCCGAAUUAUGAGGAAGCCCUUGCGGGUGUAUUACCGAAGGAUACGACCCAUCAUAUGAGAUUCGCCAUCAACUUCUUCUCGGCUAUCGGCCUUGGAGCGUUGACUAAGAAGCAUCGCCAACUUCUACAGGAGGUCCAAGCAAGGGAGGUUGCUGAGAGGGCUGCGGCCGCUGCGGUGGAGGAUGACUCGGAUGAGGAUAGCAGUAGUGAUGAGGAUGAUGAUAGUAGUAAUAGUGGGUUCAUCCUCAUCAUCAUCAUCAUCAUCAUCGUCGUCGGAGCCUAG
Messenger RNA from Perkinsus marinus ATCC 50983, 1887 nucleotides. Its product is annotated as pre-mRNA-splicing factor CWC22, putative. The transcript has 18 exons. Bases 1 to 1887 code for a protein of 628 amino acids. Gene Ontology annotation, cellular component: catalytic step 2 spliceosome. The record is from RefSeq and is a predicted model, not a curated record. Gene Ontology annotation, molecular function: protein binding; RNA binding. Gene Ontology annotation, biological process: mRNA splicing, via spliceosome. NCBI's taxonomy places the organism in Eukaryota, Perkinsozoa, Perkinsida, Perkinsidae.